GCCAAUGUUCGUGACCAUUCGAUGUGCUGAUAACUUGAUGGCUCUUUCAGUUGUUCUAAAUAAACGAGUGCACACGCAAACCGUAUAGCCGUCUUCACACAAAAUAGCGAAAAUAGAGUCGUCCAAGCUGCAGCAAAUGAAAGAUACCUUCAAGUUCUCGAUGCCAGCCACCACCAUGUUUUCCAAAUUCAAAAGUGGGGGAGGUGCCCAAAACUCCCUGGAGACCAACCCCAUCGGACAAUAUUUUGAAAUUGGGAAACAAGUUGCGUGCGCCGGCCCUGAACUGGUCUGGAAAAUACACGACGCGUAUAGGAAAAACGACGGCAAGGAAUGCUCGGUGUUCAUAUUCGAGAAGCGAUGUGCGGAAAAGCUGCACAAGCCGAAACGAAAGGAAACCGUUACGGAAAUCCUACGCGCUUCCGUCAAGCAACUGGAGCGAUUCAGGCAUCCCAAGAUCCUGCACGUGUUGCAUUCGAUCGAAGAGUGCGCCGACACGCUGGCUUUCGCCUCGGAACCAGUCUACGCUAGUUUGGCCAACAUUCUGGCCUGUCACGAGAUGAACGCCAUCCAGAGCGGCAUCAAUACAGCCUCCAAUCAGCUGCCGCAAAGGCCGCAACACGCCAGGGAGUACAACUUCUUGGAUAUCGAAUACAAAUAUGGUAUCCUUCAGAUAACAGAAGCGUUAUCCUUCCUUCACUACACCGGGCAUGUAUUACACCGGAAUGUCUGCCCCUCAAGUAUUCUGGUGACCAAGAAAGGAACGUGGAAGCUGGCAGGUUUGGAGUUCAUAGAACGCAUAAAUGACGUUGACGGAGUGGAACCCAUCCCGUGCCAGCCCUGGACCUCGAGAUUAUCUAAAAUGGCACAGCCCAAUCUGGAUUACACGGCACCCGAAACUCAAACACAAUCUGUUUGCAGUAUCCUUAGCGACAUGUUCUCCCUUGGGAUGGUUAUAUGUUCUAUUUUCAACAAUGGGAGGCCACUGAUCCAGUCUGGAAACUCUACAUCCGCUUACCUGAAGCAAUUGGAACUCCUGGAAGAUCAAGUACAUAACAUUCUCCCAAAAAUACCACUGCCACUUCAAGAAGCAACCGUUAGACUCCUUAGUAAGGAUACUAGACAGCGACCUACAGCACAACUGCUCACACUCAUCAAAUAUUUCAGUGAUCCAUCUGUACAGGCGCUUCAGUUCCUGGAUGUAAUCAACAUGAAAGAUCCAACGCAAAAGGCACACUUUUAUCGAAUAACGUUGAAAGAGGCAUUGCCCUUCAUCCCCAAGAAAAUGUGGUACCAACACAUUUGGCCUUCGUUGCAGCAAGAAAUGCGUAGUCAAGAAGUGUUAGCAGCUGUACUACAACCAGUGUUAUAUUUGAUACAAGACUCAACAGUAGAGGAGUACGAAACAAUAUUACUUCCGUCCUUUAGGAGUGUGUUCUCCGCACCAAAGACAGUUCAGGCGACCGUGACUCUCCUGGAGCAUUUACAUAUUAUUUUAGAGAAAACCCCCCGUGAUGACAUAAGGACAGAGGUUCUUCCUAUGUUGUACAAUGCCUUCGAAAGCACCACUAUACAAGUUCAGAAUGCCGCUUUAAUAGCAGUAACGAACGUUUCGGACUACUUAGAUGAUACGUCGAUAAGAAGAAUUAUACUCGCCAAAACAAAAGCAAUCUACGAGAAGAAUCAAACGGAUCUGAAAAUUGUUUCCAAUGUCCUUUCGUGCGUAGAAAGGACUUUGGGAAGGCUCGACAAGGGCCAGAUCAUAGACGAGGUGCUACCCCUACUGAAUGACAUAAGACUGGCUGAUCCCCAAAUCACAUUGAGGGUCGUAAAUAUUUAUCGAUUGAUGCUCAGCGAUAAGAAGUAUGGUCUAACAGUGAAUCUGAUGGCGACCAAAGUGAUGCCCUCCCUACUUCCUCAAACCGUCAACCCAUCCCUUAACCUAGAACAUUUCACAAUCUUGAUGGAAGUCCUUCAAGAAAUGCUGGACCAGAUAGAUCGUAAUCAAAGGAAUAAACUAAAAUUAGACAACCUCUCCUUGCCAAGUCCUGAAAGACAUAGACCUCUCAGACACCAGUAUAGCUCCGACAACAUGCAUGUACCACCCUUCAACAUCCCCAACUUGAGGAUUGAACAGAGGAAAACUUCAAGUGCCGAAGACAUGGCUAGGAAGAACUCUACAGGCGGCAUGUUAGGUGGCUGGUGGUUCGGAGGAUCGCCAUCUUCGCCGGACAGCAACUUCCUGCGCGUCGUCAACGCCUUCCCGAACAGAAGACUGUCCGAUAACACCCUAAUGACUCCAAAGAUUCGGAUAGCCCCAUCGUGUGCCUCGUCUCCUGGGGGAACCCCUGGGGGAGGUUUGCCUAUAAGGAGACACUCGAGUAUAGGACCCCAAGAAAGGAGAGGAUCGACUGUUAAUUUAUCACCACCAACGCUUGCACGGAGCAUGAUAGGCGGCUCAAUGCCGAACACGAGCAGCAGCGUCCCGUUCCUGCUGAGCAGCAGCAUGCAGAGCAUCCGCUCACGUCGACCGUCUGCGGUGCUCGGCGGCUCGCAAGGCUCGCAGGGUCUCCUGCAGCAAUUAGGCUCGGGCAUGGUAAGACUCACCUCUUCGUACCAACCGGCCAACGGCAGAACGUUCUCUAGUAGCUCGGUUAGGAAAUGCCCCUCUCUGAAUAUUACAUUUAGCUGAACGUACUACCAGCUAUUCUCAAGAGGUCAAUAAGCAUCAAACCCUUAGCUGAUGACUGAGUGCGCAAUUUUUCAUUAAAUUGCGUAUUUUUAUGAAGAUCUGUGGCAGUGGCAAUCCCGAGCGACAAUCACAUGCGACCGCACAACUCCAGAACACUCAGACACAUUUUGAAUGUUAUGUAUGUGUGGCUGUUAUCAGAUGUUUCCCAGGUAUGUACAGGAACACAGUGAAGCAGGUUUAUACUUGCCGGUUACUACAGCUGACUUGCAUUUCAGAAAUGAUUUGAAAAAUCUAAACAUAUCGGUGUUUGUAAAAUGAAUAAGCGAAAUUUUUUUCCUGAAUUCGAAUCAUUUUUCAUUUUUUCAUGGAUCGUAUAUUUUUGUGGCACUUUGUAUUGAGAUGUAGAUUAGAUAUAUCGUAAUAAGACUCGCCUCACAGGUUAAAAGAUAUCGAGUUAACUGAACACAGGUUAGCCCCAAUCAGAGGAUUUUUUCGGAAUCAGAAUAUCAUAAUUUCAAAAUCAUAAUAUGGCAAUGACAUCAAGCUAUUGACAUCUCUCUUCUGCUUCUGGAAUGCACUGUAUUUCAUCUGAGUUUGCUUAUGAUCUUUGCUCUACCUGUCAUCUGCAGAUAGUUGUUUUCAACAAUUCAACUUUUGAGUCUAUAAUAUCUGCUUCCAUGCUUUCAAAAUCAUUAGAAUUAGUCUGAAAUUUUCUAAAUAUGCAUCUCACUGAAGUCCAUUCUAUUAAUUGAUAUAAACCUAUAUAGAUACUAUAUUUUUUGAAAGUUUGCUGAACAUAGUUCUACGAGUGAAUUGGUUUUGCAAUAUGUACUUGUUUUCUGAUAUAAAGAAAAAUUUCAUAUCAGGAAAUAUUCCUUCCAUAAAAUAAACCGUAAAAAUAUAAUUUUACUUCUUGAUUAUUUGAUUUUAUUAAUUCUUCUGCAAUUUUCAUGUGAUAUACCACUAAUUGAAUUCAAAAAAUUCCUCCUUAUAUCAAACCCUAUUUUUAUGUUUAUUUAAUUAACAAACUUGAAGAUGCGAUUUCUCAUUUUCCAUAUUUUUCGCUAGUCUAGAAAACUAAUAAAUAUUUCGAUUUUACAUAAAAAUACGUCAAUUUAACAUCGUGAAAGUGCCUUGCUAUAAUAUAACCUAUACUUUCUUUCAUCUUUCAUUUCUAUUGUCUAUCACAAUCAAUGAAUUGAUUCGAUUUAUUUUCGAGUACUUAUACUUGACAUAUAUGUUUACAUUCUAAAUAUACUCUUGGCUACUAUUAUAGCUUUUUAUUAAAGCUUCUAUUAAUAACAUAUAAAUAUGCUUCAGCAUCAUAGAGUGAAGCUAUAUUAUAGUUGGCAUUUAGAAAUCUUUUAUUAUUCUGGUUUAACAGUUUACUGUCCUAAUGUUAUUUUCCCAAAGCUACAGUAUGUUUUGAAUUUGAACAUCUAGAAUAUGAAUAUUUAGAUCAAAAUUAAAUUUUAACCUCUAUUACCAAACUUGUAACUUGACACUUCCUUUUGAAACUUUUUUCGUCCUUUCAAAAGAAAGUAUAAUUUCAAACAUAUUCAAAAGGAACUAGCUCAUAAAUUCAAAAAUUCCAAAAAAGCCAUACACCAUGAUUUGUAUGCAGAUUUUUAUUUCUAUCUAUUUUCUUAUCCUUGACCUUGACGAAAAUCACAAUCAAACAAUUAUCAUUAGGCUUGAAAAUGGAAUAAUCUUUCUGCAUUUCUUAUCAGAGCUUUCAAUUAUUUCUGGAUUAAAAGUGAAUGAGUUUAAUAGCGAGUUAUAUGAAAAAAAAACUUUAUUUGAAAUUCACUAUUUGGCGAAUUUGUCUGAAUGUUUAAAAAAAAAGGUCAAGACAAGGAUACUAUAGUAGCUUGAAAAUAUGGCAUUUCUGAUAGAUUAGUCGGAAUUUUGAGAAGGAAUAUGUAAUAAGUGUGAAGUAUGAUAAGGAUUUAGUGUUUUUUCAAUACUCAAACCCCACUAUCGAUGACGUGCCAAAUUUCCAGUCAUGUGCCUUAUAAUUUUAAUAGGGCAAUCAGUCAGUACCUAGGUCUGUAAAAUAGAAAAUUUUGCAAGAUCCACCAAAAUAUGGAAACAUUGGAAACUUUCAAAAUGUAGGACAGUUUCGAAAGUAUGGAGUAUGAGGUGGUACCUACAAAUGGGUACUAAUAAAAUCAAACGAUAUAGUUCUAGAUGGAACUAGAUCUGGUGCAUAAAAAAGCGUUUCAGAAAGCUUCCUCUCACCUCACAAAAGAAGUAAAAUCCCCUUCUUUAUUCUUGUUUGAAUUCUUCGAGUUUUAGUAAUGGAAAUAUGUACAUCCAAUAAUAUUUUAUCCUGUGAGUCAUAAUGAAGAAUAAAGAUGAUACGAAGCAUUACACAUGAAAAUAGGUAAUAUUUUUACAUUUCGCUAUUUAUUGUUCCCCUGGUUAUAAAGUAUACAUUAUUUCUCACUAUUUUCGGCCAAAAAAUUAU
This is a messenger RNA of Harmonia axyridis, 5159 nucleotides long. It is a transcript of the gene bma, whose product is annotated as SCY1-like protein 2. Gene Ontology annotation, biological process: protein phosphorylation. Gene Ontology annotation, molecular function: ATP binding; protein kinase activity. The record is from RefSeq and is a predicted model, not a curated record. The transcript is spliced from 15 exons. The coding region runs from base 137 to 2689 and encodes 850 amino acids. NCBI's taxonomy places the organism in Eukaryota, Metazoa, Arthropoda, Insecta, Coleoptera, Coccinellidae.